ACUGCUACUGUUUGCAAAUAAAUUAGCGGAACGUGCGCAUCAAUCACUCAAACGAAGCUCAUUCAUGCCAUUUCGCACCGAAGAUACGGUCAAAGACAGCAGUUUCGUUUUGGUACAUUCAGAGUUUAGUUUGAAAUCGUGCCGUUCUUGUUAAUCGCCAUUGACGGCAUUAGUUUUUUUUGAAUUGUGAUGUUGGUUGACAUACUAUAGACGUUGCCAUUUAUUUGAAAUUCGUUAAAUAGAAUGACAUUGCGUCACAAACUUGAAACGCAGUUUUGUUUCCAAACAGAAGUAUAUAAACAAUAAAAAGUGGUGAUAUUGAAAAUUAUAAAUCUUUACGUUACAUUAAUAUCAUUAUUGUUUAAUAUUAAACAUAGGAUUACCCUUGGUGUGUUACUAUGGAACGAGAAUCUUUGAAAGAAAAGAGAGAUAAUGGAUAUUGUCGUGACAGUUCUAAAAAUGGAGAGGACAUUUUAAACAGUAAUCUUAAGGAAGCCCGAGGAAACUGGGGUAGCAGAAUUGAGUUCCUCUUGGCCUUAAUUGGAUACACUGUCGGUGUAGGGAGUAUUUGGCGUUUCCCUAUUCUGUGUGCGCGGAAUGGGGGCGGGGCUUUUCUCAUUCCCUUUUUCAUCUUUAUGGCCACUUGUGGAUAUCCCCUCUAUUACUUGGAGGUCUCCCUGGGACAGUUCUACGGGAAUAGUGCCGGACUUGCGUUCGAGCUCUGUCCUCUUCUUAAAGGUCUUGGUUUCCUGAUGGUGCUCAUCUCGUUCAACAUAUUGUGGUAUUACGUAAGCAUCAUGGGUUGGAUCCAAUACUAUUUUGUCAAAUCGUUCAGCUCCGAGCUACCCUGGGCCACCUGUGGAAAUUGGUGGAACACGGACAAUUGCAGAGAGCAACUGUCUGUGGCGACGGCCGCUGUCAGCAGCAUGACUGUGACCAACCAGUCGUCUAUCUCCUUUCAAAUCAACGAAACACUCGGCGCAACACUCAAUGCUACCACAAAGAACAUUUCUCCGGCAACAGAAUUUUGGCUCCACAAUGUGUUGAGGGCGUCUAGCGGGCUAGAGGAUAUGGGAACAAUACAGUGGCACCUUGUCAUCAGCAACUUUGUGGGAUGGGCCAUUGUGGUAGCCAGUCUUGUAAAAGGGGUUCAUUCACUGGGAAAGGUUGUUUAUGUGACGGCAACGGCACCCUACCUUCUUCUCACUGUGCUGUUCAUCCGAGGUCUUCUGCUUGACGGGGCAAUCGACGGCAUUAUCUGGUAUAUCACACCAGACUUUAACAAACUUGCUGACCCACAGGUGUGGCUGGAGGCCGCCAUCCAGGUUUUCUACUCUCUUGGACCCACAUACGGCGGUGUGAUUACCAUGGCCAGCCAUAACAAGUUCCACCAGAAGUCCAUUGUGGAGACUAUCAUCUGCGUAGCGUCAGACGCGUUCACGGCUUUUUACGCGGGGCUUGUGGUCUUCACCUGCAUGGGUUUUAUCGCCAAGGAGGCCGGGGUUUCCGUUGAGGAAGCUGCCAAGGCUUCCGGUCCAGGGCUUGCUUUCAUAGCUUACCCUGAAGCUAUUGCGCGAAUGCCUCUGCCUCAACUUUGGGCCGUCCUGUUUUUCUUAAUGCUAAUUACAGUGGCAUUUGAUAGCACGUUUGGUAUGUUCGAGACAGUUACUGGUACGAUCCUGGACAUCUUUCCCCACCAACUGAUGAAUCGUAAAGUUCCCGUGCUGAUCGGGACAGCCUUGGUCCUGUUUCUUCUGAGCAUACCGCUAGCAAUGAGUGGAGGGAUUUACCUUUUCCAACUAGGCGACUGGUACAUAUCGGCGUUCGCACUUCUGUUCGGGUCGGCUUUGGAAGGAAUGAUCAUCUGCUGGAUAUAUGGAGCGGAUCGAUUUUCCAAGGACAUUGAGCUAAUGACUGGGCGAAAGUCUUCGAAAAUUCUCCGGAUAUUCUGGUGUAUUAUUAUGACAGGGUUUCUAACUUUGGCCUUUAUUGUGACGCUUUUCACCUACAGUGAACCGUACUACGGAAAUUAUAAGUUCAAGCCGUAUGCCAUCAUAAUCGGGCUGUGUAUGUCCAUCGUGCCGUUCAUUCCGGUGAUUGGGGUUGCGAUGAUAGAGGUAUAUCAAGCCGAUGGACCGAUACCUAAGAGGCUCUCAAAGUUGUUGAAGCCGUCUCCCAAGUGGGGCCCUAUAGACGAGAAUGCGAGGGAGAUGUACACAGCCAAACCGUACAGAUACGAGGACACUCUCUUCAAACGUAUCAAGAUGAACAUUCUAGGAGAUAAAGGAACGCCUUGGAUAUAAUAGCAAUAUAAUGUUCUACAGACGAAAACAAGAACAAGUGUUAAAAGGGCUUUGAAAAUAUAUCAGUGUGUGUUCGCUUAUUAAUCAACCCAUCAGCAGCAGCAUUGUCCUCGUGACGACUUUUAACUGCCAUAACUGCUUUUGAAAAGUUAAAAUUGCGUGCAUUUCAACUUAAAAAUUGUUUUAAUUAAGGUGAAAUUCACAUUAUGAAUAAAUGGCUUUUUUUUGCAGAUUCUAGAGACUAUACUUUAUAUCUUAUCUCUUUGCAUGCUGAGUAUUCCUGGUCAGUCUGUUGGUGUCCAUUGCUUAACGUAGUUCAUAAUAAAUAGUUAGAGUACA
This is a messenger RNA of Mya arenaria, 2642 nucleotides long. Its product is annotated as sodium- and chloride-dependent glycine transporter 1-like. Gene Ontology annotation, biological process: sodium ion transmembrane transport. The transcript has 13 exons. Bases 399 to 2303 code for a protein of 634 amino acids. Gene Ontology annotation, cellular component: membrane. The record is from RefSeq and is a predicted model, not a curated record. Lineage: Eukaryota; Metazoa; Mollusca; Bivalvia; Myida; Myidae.